UAGAUUUCAGUCUUAAAUAGACAAACGAACUUGUCUCACUUAUUUUUGUCUGUUUAUAUUUUGGAAUUAGAAAAAUUUAAGUAAAACAAAUCACAAUGAAAGUUUUUGCUUUAAUCUUGGGCAUUUUUCUAACCCUUUCUGCCUUUGUGAGUGUUAAUGAAGCCGCAUUUUGCCCCUGCGAUUUGUCGAACAAGGAAAUGAUUUGUGGUUCCAAUGGUGUCACCUAUAAAAAUCGAUGUGAAUUUGAAUGUACUCAAAGGGAAUACAAAAAAUUGGGACGUACUUUAAAUAUACGCAAUGUAGGAGCUUGCUAAAGUCCGGAGUUGGACCAUAACGAAAACUUUAUAAUUGAAGAAGAUAAGAAUAAAGCUAAUUAUAAUGAUUAUCAUAAUGAUGAAAUAAAUAUUCAUUGUAUUUAAGUAUAAAUUUAUUGUUAAUCGCAUAUAUUGUUUAAAUGAGUUAGAAGGCAGCUUUGAUUUAGAGCUUAUUUAAAUAUUAUUUUCAAUAAUCGUUCGUAAUUUGAAAAAAACGUUUUUUUUUGUGCUGCUAAUAAAAUAAAAUUAAUUAUA
Lucilia cuprina (Australian sheep blowfly) is the source of this 569-nucleotide messenger RNA. RefSeq lists its product as uncharacterized. Lineage: Eukaryota; Metazoa; Arthropoda; Insecta; Diptera; Calliphoridae. Bases 96 to 314 code for a protein of 72 amino acids. The transcript has a single exon. The record is from RefSeq and is a predicted model, not a curated record. Gene Ontology annotation, molecular function: protein binding.